Leptonychotes weddellii (Weddell seal) is the source of this 1166-nucleotide messenger RNA. The record is from RefSeq and is a predicted model, not a curated record. NCBI's taxonomy places the organism in Eukaryota, Metazoa, Chordata, Mammalia, Carnivora, Phocidae.
CCCCAGCCCCGCCAGCCCGAGCGCUCGGAGGUAGAGAGGAAAGGUCUGGACAGGGUGGCUGGACCAGUGGCAGAAUCCAGUGGCAGACUCUGGACUUGAGGGUUCUAGGCUGUGGUCUGUAGAAGCAAAGGACAGAAGGACUCAAAUCCAGGCCAAAUGUAUGGCUGUCUGAGGUGUUGGAACAGAAGGAGGUCCAUUCCUGUUGGUGACAACACUGGCCCCGUUCUGGGAUGACCGAGGUAUAAAGGUUGCCCCCAAGAAAGUGCAGCGGAGUCCUUGCGUCUUGUGGCAGCUGACGUGCCCAGCCCUGAGUCCGUGGGAGCUGAAGGCAGCCCGGCCCCUUCUCAUGGGCAGCGCCCACCUGUGCUGAGGUCCUGCUGCCGUGGCAAUAAGAGAUGUCUGCCAGGCCACAGUCCAGGCUCCACAGGAGAAAUUUAGAACCUACCGAUGGGUCCCCCCUCAGGCCUGCUGACUCCAGCUCCUGGCACCAAACCCUGCUUCUGCUUUAUCUACAGUUCUCCUGCUGGGACACCGUAUCUUCCCUUGAGGAGCUGUGCAAUCAGUUGUCCCUGAAAAUGUCUGACAGUCUGGAUAAUGAAGAGAAACCCCCAGCCCCACCGCUGAGAAUGAACAGUAACAACCGAGAUUCUUCAGCACUCAACCACAGUUCCAAACCACUUCCCAUGGCCCCUGAAGAGAAGAAUAAGAAAGCCAGGCUUCGCUCUAUCUUCCCAGGAGGAGGGGAUAAAACCAAUAAGAAGAAGGAGAAAGAACGCCCAGAGAUCUCUCUUCCUUCAGACUUUGAACAUACGAUUCAUGUGGGGUUUGACGCAGUCACCGGGGAGUUCACUAACUCCCCCUUCCAGACUUCUAGACCUGUGACGGUCGCUUCAAGUCAAUCAGAGGGAAGAAUGCCAGAUCUCUAUGGCUCACAGAUGUGCCCAGGGAAGCUCCCAGAGGGAAUCCCUGAGCAGUGGGCACGGUUACUCCAAACCUCCAACAUAACAAAACUGGAACAGAAGAAGAACCCACAAGCCGUCCUGGAUGUUCUCAAAUUCUACGAUUCCAAAGAAACGGUCAACAACCAGAAAUACAUGAGCUUUACGUCAGGAGAUAAAAGUGCACACGGAUACAUAGCAGCCCAUCCCUCGAUAACGCUACUAUGA